GUGCAGCUGUCAAGUAAAAUGGUGCAAACUCUUCUGUUCCUGCUUUUGCUCAAUGCCUCGGCCUGCUGUGGUUUCGGCUUUAAAGGCUGCUCUCAGAACUACCCCAUGACAAACACCAUGUGGUGCUUCAACCAGAACAUUGAUAACCUCUCUGAUGUCAUUAGCAUGCUCCCAGAUAACAUAACAACAAUCAACCUGUCUAUGAACAAGAUCAGAGUUAUCCCAUCUGGAUCAUUCAGUCAGGUGUUUGGGCUCGAAAGCCUGGACCUGAGCCAGAACCAACUGGUUUCUCUAAAAGGAGGAGAAUUCAGAGGCCUGGAUGUUCUGCAUUUUCUCAAUCUCACUUGCAACAACAUCUCAUACAUCCACUCCAAUGGCUUUGAUGGACUCCCCAGCCUGAAAAUCCUGCUUCUGACCCACAACAUGCUUUCAACAUUUUCUCCAAGUCUCUUCAAUUCCCUCCCAGCAAUUAAAGAAAUCAAUCUGUCUCUGAACAAGCUGACGAACUUCAGCUGUGGAGCAUCCUCCACUCUUCAGCAGCUCGAUCUUCUUGCAAACAACAUCCAGAGGGUUAAUGUGAGCUGUUUUCCUGCCCUUGAAUACAUCAGGCUGUCCAACAACUCAAAGCUGGAGCUGCAGGCAGAUGUUUUUGCCUCCAACCCCAGACUGAAUACUCUGCUUUGUAAGGGAGUUAAAGCAGAGAUGCUAAUGGGACUAUCUGCAGAGAAAAAGAAGAAUCUCUCUUGGGUGGAAUUUUCUCUGUUUGUGGAGAAAUCUCCAUUGACUAUCUGUGGAUUGCUGAAAGGAAUGGACAAACUUGAGAGAUUAGAGGUUGACUUAAAAGGAUCCAGGUUACCUCAGGCUAACACCACCCUGCUGGACUGCGCCACUCCACACGUGGUUGUUAUUGCGGAUGCAAACCUCGGGAAUGUGGCCCAGUUGUCGCUGGGGAGGGGGAAAACAAGCAGGCUUUAUCUCAUCAACUGUGGGCUGAAGCAGAUAUCUCGUACCACAUUUGGCGGUUACCAGGGACUGGAAACACUGCAGCUGAAUCAAAAUAAGGUUGUCAUUCAACAGGACACAUUCAAAGGCCUGACCAACCUCACCUUUUUAAGCUUCGACAGGAGCAGAAUUCGUGACAUUGACCCUGAGUGGUUUAUCCCUCUGAAGAAACUGACUCGCCUGUCUCUCAUGAAAAAUGAAAUCACUGAGUUUCCACCAAAUGUAUUCAGUGCCCUUACUACACUGGAGCAGCUCUACCUACAGUUUAACCUGCUAAAAUACAUCUCCAGGAAGCCCUUCAGUAAGCUACGGAGGCUAAAGAAGCUCAACCUCAGUUUGAACAUCAUUGAUUUCAUUGAAGAAGGCUCCUUCCAUGACCUGACAAAGCUCGAAUACCUGGACUUAAGUGGAAACCGCAUCAAGAGGCUGACACCAUCUAUUCUGUAUGGCCUGACGAAUUUGAAGACAAUUGUUCUGUACAACAACCGCCUUCAUUUUAAAUCCUAUGAGAGUCCUUUCAUCAACCUUACUUCUCUGGAGCUUCUGGAGAUGAACUACCAGGGGCCCGGAGGUCGAGGCAUUGGUAACAUUGGACCGCAUUUCUUCCAAGGUCCAAGUCAACUUAUCUCAGUUGCCAUCGGGCACAGCAUCAUGAUCGACUUCCAUCCUGACGCUUUAGUUCCUCUGGUCAAUUUGAAAUACCUGUACAUUGCUGGAGUGGUUAUGAAAACCACCAACCUGAGUGCAGUGUUGUCCCCUCUGAAAACACUGAAGAAGCUGACUCUUUACAGGGCAGACCUUGAUGCUCUGCCUGCUAACCUGCUGCCUCCAGAUAAUACACUGGAAGUUCUCAAAGUCCAGUCAAACCACAUCCACACCAUGGACAAAAUGGUGCUGGAUGCUCUGCCAAGAUUGCUUAUAUUGGACAUUACAGAUAACCCACUUUCCUGUACCUGUGAUAACGUCUGGUUCAAGAGCUGGGCCGUCCACAACACUCAAACCCAGGUGUCCCGCCUAUACAACCUGCAGUGUGACAACAACAGGAGAGCUACCUACCUGUGGCAGUUUGACGAUAAGGCCUGCUCCUAUGAACAGGUUUCCUUCACUCUCUUCAUCGCCUGCUCUGUGGUGGAUAUGCUGUUUGUAUGCGUGUGUCUGGCCUGGCACAAACAGGGCCCUACUUUGCGCUUCCUGCUACUCACCCUUAAGGCAAAACUACGUGGACGUAGGGGCGCAGCAGGAGCCAGAUACCAGUAUGAUGCAUUCAUCUCCUACAGCUCUAAGGAUGAGGCCUGGGUGAUGAAACAGCUGGUGCCCAGUCUAGAGAGGCCAGCUACUGGUGCACAGAGGCUCAGACUGUGCCUCCACCACAGAGACUUCCGCCCCGGUGCUACUGUUCUGGAGAACAUCGAGGCAGCCAUUUACAACUCUCGCCACACCAUCUGUGUAGUGACACGUCACUUCCUGCAAAGCGAGUGGUGCUCUGUGGAGUUUCAGCUGGCAAGUCUGAGGCUUUUAUUUGAUGGCAGUGACGUCCUGCUGCUGGUGUUCCUAGAGGAGAUACCCGAACACUGCCUGUCGCCCUACACACGCUUACGCAGAAUCGUUCAUAAGAAGACCUACCUGAUGUGGCCCGAGGACCCAAAAGAGCAGGACGCUUUCUGGGUCAGACUGAUAGAUGCUUUAAAAGGAAAUGAGGAGGAGGAGGAGGAGGAGGAGGGAGGAAGAGGAGGAGAUGAUGAGUUGGCACGGCUAAUUGGCUAGACCAAAUGGUAAAUAUUUCAACAUGCCCAUAAUUAUCUUUUUACAAACUGCAAAGUGUAUUGAGCAGUGUUUUGGUGAGAUUUUAAUUUCCAGGCUGUAACUUGGUACUUAUAAUUACCAAAUAUUAACCAAAUAAAAUCUAUUUAAUAGGAAAUUAAUAAAAAAAAAAAAACCAAAUAAAAUAUGUAAUGUCAUAUUGUUGUAUUGGAAUGACUUGUAGUUACUGAGUUGUUGUUUUUUUGU
Molecule: messenger RNA, 3009 nt
Organism: Morone saxatilis (striped sea-bass)
Lineage: Eukaryota; Metazoa; Chordata; Actinopteri; Moronidae
Product: toll-like receptor 13
Exons: 6
Coding region: 19-2766 (915 amino acids)
Biological process (GO): inflammatory response; toll-like receptor signaling pathway; immune response
Cellular component (GO): membrane
Molecular function (GO): protein binding; transmembrane signaling receptor activity
Source: RefSeq, a predicted model, not a curated record